Messenger RNA from Arabis nemorensis, 315 nucleotides. The record is from the annotation of a GenBank genome assembly. Lineage: Eukaryota; Viridiplantae; Streptophyta; Magnoliopsida; Brassicales; Brassicaceae.
AUGUCGGGAGUGUGGGUGUUCAAGAACGGCGUCGUUCGGCUAGAGGAGAAUCCUGGAGCUGCUGAGGAAACAAAACCAAAGGUUCUGGUUCAUACUCCAAGUAAGGAAGUCAUAACGUCGUACUCAGAUCUCGAGCAACAUCUAUCCACACUUGGCUGGGAACGUUACGAGGAUGAUCCUACUCUCCUUCAAUUCCACAAAAGAUCCAACCCUGAUCUCAUCUCACUUCCUAUUGAUUUCUCCAAGUUUUCUCCGAUUCACAUGUGUGACAUCGUCAUCAAGAACCGUAACAUGUUCCAAGUCAGGGACAUGUAG